Molecule: messenger RNA, 1383 nt
Organism: Oncorhynchus tshawytscha (Chinook salmon)
Lineage: Eukaryota; Metazoa; Chordata; Actinopteri; Salmoniformes; Salmonidae
Product: potassium voltage-gated channel subfamily D member 2-like
Exons: 2
Coding region: 268-1383 (371 amino acids)
Biological process (GO): protein homooligomerization; potassium ion transmembrane transport
Cellular component (GO): voltage-gated potassium channel complex; membrane
Molecular function (GO): protein binding; A-type (transient outward) potassium channel activity
Source: RefSeq, a predicted model, not a curated record
CAAUGACGGCUUAGGAACUGUGGGUUAACUGCUUGUCCAGGGGCAGAACGACAGAUUUGUACCUUGUCAGCUCGGGGAUUUGAACUUGCAACCUUCCGGUUACUACCGCUACUCGUAUGGAGACAGAUUGUGUUUCAAUGAUUUAACUAUGCAUUGUGAAGAACAAGUUAUGAUGUCCAUUCACCUAUCCAUGUCCAAGCCAUAGCACUGUGAUUGCCGAAGCAGCAGGUUCGUUCAAAACACACCGGCUCGUUCCAACCAGUCAGCAUGGCUGCAGGAGUGGCGGCAUGGCUCCCCUUCGCCCGAGCGGCGGCUAUAGGAUGGAUGCCGGUUGCUACCGGUCCUAUGCCCAUUCCUCCCCGGGAAAAUAAGAAAUCCCAAGACCAGGGACUUAUCAUCCUCAACGUCAGCGGUCAGAAGUUCCAGACGUGGAGUAACACUUUGGAACGCUAUCCGGACACUUUACUGGGGAGCACCGAAAAGGAUUUCUUUUUCCACGAGGAAACAAAAGAGUACUUUUUUGACCGUGACCCUGAUAUUUUUAGACACAUUCUGAAUUUCUAUCGCACGGGAAAACUGCACUACCCACGCCAAGAGUGUAUUGCAGCUUAUGAUGAAGAGUUGUCGUUUUUUGGGAUCAUACCUGAGAUUAUUGGCGACUGUUGCUAUGAGGAGUACAAGGACCGGCGGCGCGAGAACCAGGAGAGGCAGCAAGAUGACGAGGACGAUGAGAAAGAAGAUAUAGCUCCGCUAAACAUGACAUUCCGGGAGUACAUGUGGCGGGCUUUUGAGAACCCCCACACGAGCACCACGGCCCUGGUCCUCUACUAUGUCACCGGGUUUUUCAUAGCCAUCUCAGUCAUGGCCAACGUGGUGGAGACGGUGCCGUGUGGAACCCUCCCCAACCGCGCCAAGGAGAUCUCAUGCGGGGACCGUUACGCAGUGGCCUUCUUCUGCCUGGACACGGCCUGCGUCAUGAUCUUUACCAUCGAGUACCUCUUACGGUUAAUCGCAGCCCCCAGCCGGUACAACUUUAUGAAGAGUGUGAUGAGCAUCAUCGACGUGGUUGCCAUCAUGCCUUACUACAUCGGCUUGGUCAUGACGGACAAUGACCAAGUGAGCGGGGCUUUCGUCACCCUCAGGGUCUUCCGGGUUUUCAGGAUUUUCAAAUUCUCCCGCCACUCUGCGGGGCUGCGUAUCCUGGGCUACACACUGAAGAGCUGCGCCUCGGAGCUGGGCUUCCUCCUCUUCUCCCUCACCAUGGCCAUCAUUAUCUUCGCCACUGUGAUGUUCUACGCAGAGAAGGGCUCCGCUUCCACCAAGUUCACCAGCAUUCCCGCUGCUUUCUGGUACACCAUUGUCACCAUGACAACGCUGGGGUAG